Messenger RNA from Arachis ipaensis, 2355 nucleotides. Lineage: Eukaryota; Viridiplantae; Streptophyta; Magnoliopsida; Fabales; Fabaceae. The record is from RefSeq and is a predicted model, not a curated record.
AUGUCGUGGUAUAUCUGGGAGCUGAAAACAUGUGUAAAAGAAACCUCCUGGGUCUCUGCCGCUGCAUGCCCAGUGGGUCUAUCACUAGGACCAGCAGAUGUGCCCCUGAUGAACCACCCCGAUGCUGAGGACGGCCACGGCGGACAUGGUGAUCGGCAUGUCUGCCGCCGUCGCCACCGGAUCUGUCAACCUGAAUCAUGUCAUCCAGUCAUCGCCAUUUCCGUGCAUUGCUCUGGGAAAAUCAAAAGAAGCAAAAAAUAUGGUGUGAAGUUCACUGACAGAGAACCAUUGAGUGUGUUCAUCAGUUCAUCAAGCACUUUGUCAGAUGUAAAGAACAGCAUCUUGCAGAAGCUUGGGGUAUUUGGGAGCAAGUGGGUGAAGAAGCUAUUCUACAAGAUUUUUAUCGCAGUUGUCUCGACCGGUGUUAAGUAUGAUACGUUUGUGCUAGCGGCUGAUGAAGAUAUAAGGGUUUUGUUUCAUUGUGUUAGGAGUUUUCCGGAUGUCAGAAUACACGAGUUGUAUGCUAAGUUGGAGGUUGGUGUCGAUAGUUCUGGGGCAUCAACUCCAGUUCAUAGCUCGACUGCCGCGGGCGGUGCGUCUAGUUCGAUGCCUGCGGCCGGACCAUAUGUUCCGCAGGUCGCAUCCCCUUCCUUCGCAGUUGAUUUAGAUCGAACGGAGGCAGUUGGUUCUGUACCGUUGGAGAAUCCUGGGGUCUGGCAGCAGGCAUUUGAGGUGGAUACCGGUGGUGGCAUGAUUCAUGAUGUUCAAGACUUUGGGAAACCUGAUCGAGUAGAGAAUGCAAUGCGGGACGAUGACUCUGACCAGGAGCCUGUAGAUAUCAUUGGGGACAGCGAUGAUAACACAGGUGCCAAUCCACAUACACAACACGAGCCUUCAAGUUCUGGCACACAGCAGUAUCCUCCACACUUCUCCACUCUAAACUUGGAGGCUCUGGGUCAACAGGCAGACGGAGGUGCUACAAUUGGGGGUUAUUCUACAGAUUUUCAGAUUGGGCAAUCAAUCCAGAAUAAAGAUGAAGCUGUUCUGAGUGUGAAUGACUAUAGCAUCCGUCGAGGUGUUGAGUACAGAGUCUUGGAAUCGGAUCAUCUGAAGUAUUAUGAAAAAUGCAAGGAGUUCGGCAAGGGUUGCAGUUGGUUGAUUCGCAUAUCGCUUCGUGCACGAAAGGGCACUUGGGAGGUUAGGAGGUACAAUGGUCCGCACACUUGCUUGGCCACCUCUAUUUUCAGUGAUCACCGUCAGCUUGAUUACCACGUUAUCUGUGUGAGAAUUUUUCCGUUGGUUAGGGCAGAUGCUGCGGUUACGGUAAUGGUCUUGCAACAAGCAACAGAAGCUGAUUAUGGGUUCAGGCCUAGUUACAGGAAGGUUUGGAUGGAAAAACAGAAGGCAGUAGCACAAAUAUAUGGAGAUUGGGAAGAGUUGUAUGCCGAGUUGCCACGUUGGAUGCUAGGGGUACAGUCGACCAUGGCUGGGACAGUCACCGUAUUGAAGACCUCUCCUGUUCGACUUGGGGAUCAGGUUGACGAGUCAACGCAUUGCAAGCCCCUCGUGAGUAUUGACAGUACCCACUUGUAUGGCAAGUAUGGAGGCACGUUACUAUUGGCGAUAGCGCAGGAUGGGAACUCGAACAUCCUCCCGAUAGCCUUCGCCCUUGUGGAGGGAGAAAAUGCGGAGUCAUGGUCAUUCUUCUUGAACAACCUACGAUUGCAUGUGACGCCACAGGAGGGUAUCCUUGUUAUCUCUGACAGGCAUAAUGGCAUCAAGUCUGCACUUGAGGCCCCCGAAAAUGGUUGGCUGCCUCCACGUGCUUUUCGAGCGUACUGUAUUCGUCAUGUGGCAGUGAAUUUUAAUCUUAGCUUCAAAGGUAAAGAUGCAAGGAGGAUGCUGGUGAAUGCUGCCUAUGCAAAAACGGAAGCGGAGUUUUAUUACUGGUUUGACAUCAUGCGGACUGAGAAUCCGGCCAUGUGUGACUGGGCCAACCGGAUAGAGUAUGACAAGUGGAUCCAACACGAGGAUAGCGGUAGACGGUUUGGGCACAUGACAACCAACAUUAGUGAAUGUGUGAAUUCCGUGUUAAAGGGAACUUGCAACCUCCCGGUCACUUUGUUGGUUAAGUCAACUUACGGGAGGCUUGCUGAGCUAUUCGUGGUCCGCGGACAGACGGCAGAAGCACAACUUGGAUCUGGGCAUGAAUUUUGUCAGGAGUUGGUGAAGGCUACUGAUCGGAACAUAAGAGACUCCAGGUGCUUCACCGUCACGUUAUACGACAGGCACCAAUCAGAGUACAUGGUGGCUGAGACGACACAGACCGGAAAAUUCUCGCUAGGUAGCUAUUGA